Messenger RNA from Caenorhabditis angaria, 942 nucleotides. The record is from the annotation of a GenBank genome assembly. NCBI's taxonomy places the organism in Eukaryota, Metazoa, Nematoda, Chromadorea, Rhabditida, Rhabditidae.
AUGAAUUUGGAGGAAUUGCAGAGGAUUCGAGGGAAAUUAAAAGCAACUGAGACUGUGUAAGGGUUUUUUUUGAGAAGAAAGAUUUAUCACGGUUUAAUUUAAUUUAGCGUAACAUCUCCGACAGGCGAAGUAACAAUAGAAGAUCGACAUGAAAAGUGAGUUUUUCACUGGAAAUUUUGGAAACGAAAAGUUUUCAGCGAUGAAAAAAUUGUUUCAAAUCGUCGAAAAAAGAAGGUUGAAUAUUUGAAAAGAUGUGGAUUUGUUGUUGAUUUGGAGCCCGAUUUAAAAGUUGGAAAAGCUAUGGAAAAUGUGUAUUUUGGAAGUCAAGAUGUGGCGGCGGAUUUGGAGAUUUUGCAGAAAUUUGGGAUAACACAUAUUUUGAAUGUUGGAACUGGAAUUCCUAAUCAUUUUCCGGAAAAGUAAGGAUUACCUGAUUGUUAGGUUUGCGUUAGUAUUGAGAUUUGAGAAUUGGAAAGAAAUUAAAUGAAAUGUGGAAGGGUUUUAGGCCACGUCAUUUAUUAUACACGUCUGAAUAUUAAAAAUGUUCAUUUCAAAAUUAAAAACAGCAAAACAGUACUGUAAUUUAAAUGGUAUAAAUAUGCAUAUUUGUUUUAUCACUUUCAGCCUAAUUUUUUUUCCAGAUUUUCCUAUCUCAAAAUCGAUAUCCUUGACUUGCCUGAAACCCGAAUCCUCAACCAUUUCCCCGAAAUUUUCAAUUGGAUCGAUAAUCUGACUUCCGUCCCUGAUUGUGAAAAUAAUGUAUUUAUUCAUUGCAACGCUGGAAUUUCCCGUUCUGCCACAAUAACUAUAGGAUAUUUGAUGAAAAGUCUGAAAAUUGAUCUGAAAACCGCGCUGGAAAUUUGCAAAGCUCAGCGACCGAAUGUGAAACCAAAUGCGGGAUUUAUGAAACAACUCGAGGAAUUUGACACAUUUCAAAAAUAA